AUGGAGGUGAAACAAAUUGACAUCGACGACGUGAUCUCCAAAUUGACCGUGGAAGAGAAAGCCAAGCUCACCAGCGGAAGAGACUUCUGGCACACUCACCCUGUCCACCGUCUAGGUGUGCCUUCCUUGAGAUUUUCUGAUGGGCCCUACGGUGUCAGAGGCACCAAAUUCACCGACGCUGUUCCUACAGCAUCCAUUCCCAGCGGUACUGUUUUGGCGUGCUCUUGGAACACCGAGUUGAUGUAUGAGCUCGGCAAGAUGAUGGGAGACCAGGCCCGGGCUAAAGGUGCCCACCUUCUUUUGGGUCCUACAAUUAACAUGGCCAGAAGUCCUUUGGGUGGUAGAAGUUUCGAGUCUUUUGGUGAAGACCCAAUUUUGACUGGUGUGUUGGCUUCUGCCUUGUCUCAGGGUAUCAAGGACAGAAAGGUUAUGAUUUGCCCUAAGCACUUGGCGUGUAACGACAAGGAGGACAGCCGUAUGGCCAUGAAUGUGGAAAUCUCCGAGCGUGCUCUCAGAGAAAUUUACAUGCUCCCAUUCAUGAUUGUACAGAAGAACAACGAUCCAGAGUCAUACAUGACUGCUUACAACAAGAUCAGAGGUAAGCACGGUUCUGAGAAUGAAUACUUGAUGAGAGAUAUUGUCGAGAAGGAGUGGGGCUUCAAGGGGUGUUUCAUGUCCGACUGGUUCGGAACUGUCUCCACUGCCGACAGUAUCAAUGCCGGCUUGCACCUCGAGAUGCCUGGUCCUCCAAUCUGGAGAGGUAAGCUUGUGGAGAGUUGCGUUUACCACAACACUAUCACUGAGGAGUCCUUGAACGAGGCCGUUAGAGGUGUGUUGACCUUGGUCAACGGUGCCGCUAAGUCGGGCAUUCCCGAGGAUGCUGAUGAGGGUCAGCUCCACAACAAAGAGAUCGUUGCGCUCAACCGCCAAGCUGCUAGAGAGGCACUCGUGUUGAUGAGAAAUGAGGGCAUUCUUCCAUUGCAGAAGAAGAAGGUUUUAGUCAUUGGGGAGUCUGCCAAGAAGGCAAACUACUGUGCUGGUGGUGCUUGCACUGUGAACGCAUACCAUCCCGUUUCUUUGUACGACUCUUUGGUAGAAAACCUUGGGGAGUCGAACGUUGACUGGGUCAUUGGUGCUCCAAACAGAAGAGUCCUUCCAUCCUUGGGUCUUUACGCCAAGGAGAAGUCGAAGAAACCCAUCACAUACCGUACAUACGAUGAGCCCAGAUCCGUUAGGGACCGCAAGAUUCUAAGCGAGUUGACUGUUCCUGAGGUCAAUGUUAUGAUGUUCGAGUUUGACCCUGCUAGCAUCAGACCGGGCCACCACUUGCACGCAACUUUCCUGGUCACUAUCAACGUUCCUGAGUCUGCUAAAUACAGAUACAACUUGAAGGUCGCUGGUAGCGCCCAGGUUUUGAUCAACGGCGAUGUCCAUGCUACUCACGUCACCGACUACGUUUCGGGCAGUGACAUGGGAAUGAAUGCUCCUGAGAUCUUCAAGGAGGUCUACUUGGAAGCUGGUAAGGACUACUUGUUUGAAGUUGACUUCGAGAGCACCUCUGGCAAGGACGGAUUGCUGGCUGGCAGCUUGGGCUGUGGUAUUGAGAAGGCAGUCGCUCCUGAGGACUACAUCAAGGAGGCUGCCGAUCUUGCGAAGAAGUAUGACCAGGUUAUCGUCAUCACUGGCCUCAACAAGGAUUUUGAGACUGAAGGCAUCGAUCGCUCCACAAUGGAUAUGCCACCACACCAAGACUUGCUUGUUGAGUCCGUUUUAGACAGCAAUCCUAAUACUGUCGUCAUCAUUGAAAGUGGUACUGCCGUCACUCUUCCUUGGGAAAAGAAGGCCAAAGCUAUCUUGCACUCUGGUUACCUCGGCGAAGAGCUCGGAAAUGCUAUAUUUGAUGUUGUCUUUGGCGAAUACAACCCAAGCGGUAAGCUCACAUUCACUUGGCCAAAAAGAUACGAAGACAACUCUGCUGCUACCAGCUUCGAGCUUGAUAAGAGCCUAAGCUUGACUUACCUCGACGACAUCUACAUGGGCUACCGCCAUAACGAUAUCAGUAAGAUUGAUCCAUUGUUUGCUUUCGGUCAUGGCCUUUCUUACACGACUUUCAAGUUUGACAACCUCAAGGUCAGCGUUGCUGACCACACCAUCGAUUUGUCUGUCGAUGUGAAAAACACCGGUGACCGUGAUGGUUCAGCUGUCGUCCAAGCUUACGUCUCACCCAAGAAUUCUUCUGUUCCUCAAGCUGUCAAAAGCUUGAAGGGAUUCACCAAGGUCUUCUGCAAGGCUAGUGCUUCUGUAACAGCCAAGGUCAGCAUGGACAAGAAGUUGGCCUGUUCGUUUUACAACACUAGCAUUAAGCAAUGGACUUUGGAGGGCGGUGAAUAUAAUGUCGCUGUUGGUUCUUCGAGCGAUAAGCUUGAGAUUACUCAGACCUUCGAGAUUGAAAAGAGCGCCAACUGGAUCAUGCUUUAA
Messenger RNA from Candidozyma auris, 2478 nucleotides. RefSeq lists its product as uncharacterized. The transcript has a single exon. NCBI's taxonomy places the organism in Eukaryota, Fungi, Ascomycota, Pichiomycetes, Serinales, Metschnikowiaceae. Gene Ontology annotation, molecular function: beta-glucosidase activity. Bases 1 to 2478 code for a protein of 825 amino acids. Gene Ontology annotation, biological process: glucan catabolic process. The record is from RefSeq and is a predicted model, not a curated record.